Messenger RNA from Cydia pomonella (codling moth), 8252 nucleotides. RefSeq names its product neurexin 1. The record is from RefSeq and is a predicted model, not a curated record. The coding region runs from base 368 to 5293 and encodes 1641 amino acids. The transcript is spliced from 28 exons. Lineage: Eukaryota; Metazoa; Arthropoda; Insecta; Lepidoptera; Tortricidae.
CAAAAUUCAAAUUCAAAGGCAAAAACCCUUCUCCUCCUCUUAAAAACUCCUUCGUAAAAAUUAGAAAUGUUGCGAUUGUGAGUGGCCUGGGCGCAAGGCUUUCUCCGUUCCAACCGCGCCUCCAAAACUCCCCCCUAACCGUAGGGCGGGCUGCGCGCGCAUCGUCCGCCAUUUCUGUCUGCAGUUGUCCUCAGCGCGGCUUACUCGCGCCAUGCACUCACGCAUUACAUAAUACAUUAAAAAAAACAAUCCCACCAUUUCUCUAUGACUCUGUGAAGUGACCAUCGAUUAGUGUGUGUUUUUUGUGCGCGCGGACCAUGGAACUUUUUUAAUCGCAUACGCGCAAUGAAACGCAGGCGCACCUAGCAUGCUGUACACCACGCGGCUGCUCUGGCAGCUGCCGCUCCUCACCACAACCCUCGCCUUUAUCCUCGACAAGCAGAACCCAUACUCGCAGUUCCGCAAAUGGAACGCGGCACUCAACGGCACGCUCGAACUUGAGUUCAAAACUGACCAGCCAAACGGUCUGAUUUUGUACACCGAUGAUGGUGGCACUUAUGACUUUUUCGAGCUGAAGCUGGUGAAUGGGGCAGUGAGGCUGAGGUACAAUUUGGGGGGCGGCGCGCAGAUUAUCACGGUGGGGAGUAAUCUGAAUAAUGGACAGUGGCAUAAGUUGCAAGUGGCUCGCCGCGACGAGCACACAACACUGUCCGUGGACGGAGUUACCCGCGGCGCCAUUUCCCGCGGCAAGGAGUUCGCGUUCGGCAAGUUCGGCACCAACUCCGAUGUGUUCGUGGGGGGGAUACCGCCUUCAUACAACUCGAAGCUCACCACGUUGGCGCUGCCUUCAGUGAUCUUCGAGCCCAAGUUCCGAGGGUCCAUCAGGAACCUGGUGUAUUCCGACGUGGUGGGACAGCCACCGCGGCGCCAGGAAUUAAGGCACUCCAGGGAUUUGAAGUCAUCCCGGAUCGGCAACGCCAGCGGCGACGCAUGCGAACGGCGGGAUCCAUGCCAACAUGGCGGCGUCUGCAUCAGCACUGAUGAUGGCCCGGUCUGCGAGUGCAGAGAUGAAGAUUAUGAGGGCGCCUUCUGCGAAAGAGAUAAAGCACCUUCAGAGGCGACGUUCCGCGGCGCGGAGUUCCUCUCGUACGACCUGACACAGACCGGGGGCGAGCCGAUAGUCAGCACGCAGGACACCAUCUCGCUGUACUUCAAGACGAGGCAGCCGAAUGGGCUGCUCUUCUACACUGGUCAUGAAGCCGACUACCUAAACCUGGCAGUACGUGAUGGUGGCGUCUCCCUGACUAUGGGCCUUGGGAACGGCAAGCAGGAGAUGCACAUCAAACCAUCGAAGACCAGGUUCGAUGAUCAUCAGUGGCACAAGCUGACGGUGCAUCGGAGAAUACAGGAGAUCACCCCUAUGACGAGCUUCUGUAGGGUCUCAGCAGUGGUGGAUGACGUAUACACAGAGCAUUCCCACGUGGCUGGCUCUUUCACCAUGUUGGCAAGUUCCAGGGCCCAUGUGGGGGGCUCUCUUAAUGCGCGAGCACUGCCUGGAGCCAGGGUCCACACGAAUUUCAUAGGCUGCUUGAAGAAGGUGGAGUUCUCAGCAGACACCCUCCGUCUGAACCUCAUAGACCUCGCCAGGACCGGAAGCAAGCUUAUCACCGUCACCGGACGGUUAGAGUACGCCUGUACAGCCACCGACUCGGCUGAUCCAGUCACCUUUACCACCAGGGAUGCGCACUUGAUCUUGCCAAAAUGGGAAGCAGUGAAAACCGGAACAAUAUCAUUCAAAUUUAGAACGAAUGAACCAAACGGUCUCAUUCUCUUCAACAUGGGCGCCAAGCCACCAAGGGUAGGUUGCACGGCGGAUCUGUUCGCCGUGGAGAUGCUGAACGGGUACAUCUACGUGCACAUGGACCUGGGAUCUGGGGGGGUGAGGGUGCGAGCGUCGAGGAGGAGGGUGGAUGACUCGCACUGGCAUGAGUUCUUGUUGAGGAGGACUGGGAGGGACGGGAGGGUUACGGUGGACGGCGCUAAUGCAGAGUUUAAGACGCCUGGAGAGUCAAACCAACUGGAGCUCGAUGGCCCCCUCUUUGUCGGCGGCCUUGGUUCGGAGUACUCCGCAGCCAAGACACCCCCAGUGUUGUGGACUGCAGCGUUAAGGCAGGGCUUCGUCGGCUGCGUGAGGGACUUGGUGCUGAACGGCAAGCCCCAAGAUCUAACGGCAUAUGCAAGGCAACAGGACUCUGCAUCCGUGCGUCCCGCAUGCCAUGUGCUGAUGAAGCAAUGCGUCAACUCCCCGUGCCAACACGGCGGCGUCUGUUCAGAGGGCUGGAACCGACCUCUGUGCGAUUGUUCCUCUACUAAUUAUGGCGGGCCAACCUGUGGGCGAGAAUCAGCAACGAUAUACCUAAACGGCAGCCAGCAUCUCACGGCGGCACUUGGACCAGAACACGUCACGCAAACCGAAGAGCUGAUGCUUCGCUUCAAGACCAGCAAAGCGGGCCUGCUGCUGCGGACGGCGUCAGAGCAUUCCGCGGAUCGAAUAGAGCUGGUAGUCGCUGCAGGGAGGGUACGAGCCAAUGUGCGGCUAGGAGACAGGGAAAAGAAUCUCCUAGCAGGCUCAAACGUGGCUGAUGACAACUGGCACACGGUUCGUUUCUCGCGCCGCGCCUCCAACCUUAAGCUCCAGGUGGACGGAGCGCAGCCCGUGCGCGGUAUGUUAUCUGAAACGAUUUUAGGUAAAGCCUCGACUUUGGAAAUAUCAACGCUCCAUUUAGGUGGCAUGUAUCAUCCUGAAGAAGAAAUCCAAAUGACGUCAACUUUGCCCAACUUCGUUGGUUAUCUACAAAAGUUUGUCUUCAAUGGCAUGAAGUAUAUAGACUUAGCUAAAGCCAUUGGAAUGGGCAGCGAUGGAAACAACAACAACAUUAAUCAGCUAGAUUCUAAUAUAAUAUUUACUGGGUCAUUUGUCAAACCUGAUUCUUUGAAUGUAUACAAAGCUGUGACAUUUAAAUCGAAGCAUACCUACGUAGGUUUGCCGCUACUGAAAGCUUAUGGGAAUACAUAUUUAGAUUUUUACUUCCGUACAACAGAGAUGGAUGGAUUGUUGUUCUAUAAUGGUGGAAAGAAGCAAGACUUUAUAGCAAUUGAGCUAGUCAAUGGCCAUAUACACUGUGUGUUCAAUCUUGGGGAUAACGUCGUGACCAUGAAGGAUAAAUUGAAGAAUUUCCUGAACGAUAACAGAUGGCAUACAGUGUCAGUUAGAAGGCCGACGCCGAAAAUGCAUACGCUGCAAGUAGAUGAUGAUAUAGAAAUGCAUACUACAAGUUCAAACCUAAUGUUAGAGCUAGACAGCGUCCUAUACGUAGGUGGAGUUCCUAAGGACAUGUACUCCUCGCUACCGGUAGGAGUGCUGUCUCGUCAAGGCUUCGAAGGCUGCAUGUCCAGCCUGGAUCUGCCUGGGGAAUCUCCGUCGUUGAUGGAAGAUGCAGUUGUUCCUAGUUCAUCACUGGUGUCGGGCUGUGAAGGACCCACAAAGUGCACACAUAACGCAUGCGCCAAUAAAGGAGUCUGUGUUCAACAGUGGAAAACCUACGUCUGCGACUGUGAUCUUACUUCGUUCACUGGACCAACUUGUUACGAUGAGUCGAUAGCGUACGAGUUCGGCCCCGGGCGAGGGAUCCUAACGUACACAUUUCCGCCAAGUGCUGUUGCUGACACCGAGACCGACCGCGUGGCGCUCGGCUUCGUGACGAGCAAAGCCGACGCUGUACUGCUGAGGAUAGACUCUUCAAAUACUCAGGAUUAUAUGCAAAUGGAAAUCAUCCGCGGCAAUCUUUUUAUGGUGUACAACGUCGGCGGCGGCGACCAUCCGCUAGGAGAUGAGACGGCGAGGGUCGAUGAUGGUGCAUACCACGUGGCUAGGUUCACGAGGAACGGGAGUAGAGCUGCCCUGCAGAUUGAUAACUAUGCGGUUAACAUCAGGCAUCCACAAGGCGGCCAACAAUCAACAAUAUUCAACAGCAUGUCGUCCAUCACCGUCGGCGGCGGCGCGGGCGGCGCGCGCACGUUCAGCGGCGUUGUAGCCGGACUCGCUGUUGACGGCGUGCGGGUGCUGGACCUCGCCGCCGCUGGAGAUGCCGCCGUGUCCGUCAGGGGAGAUGCUAGGAGAGCCACAUCGCCGCUGGAUAAAGGCUGGAUCAAUGGAAUGCAACAAACACCACCAUCAGGCUACGGCGGUCCAGGAGUGCUAGACGAGCUGGUCUACUCCGUUGCUGGGUCUGGAUGUAGAGAUGAUGAUGAAGAUGCAUGUGUGCUGCCUGAUGCUGGGAGCGGGGAUGACCUGAUCACGCCGGUUUACGUACCUUCUACAAGAAGACCACCGUCCAGGGUGUAUAAGGGUGACACGAGCGGAAAGCUUAUGAAGCCGUGUGAUGACGAGGAUUGUAUCGAAGGCUCAGGGUCUAAUGGAGAGGAGAUAACGGAACCAGAACACCCCAUGACCACUAACGGCGCCUCAAGUACCCAUGGUAUGACAUCACCCACUGCCGCCAUCUCCACCGAACACGCCAAGACUCUGGAAGGUUCCACGGACGGUUCUACUGAUGCCACCCACGGCUCAACACGCUCUAGCCAAGGAACCACGCCACCUGAUCAUGGAAACAUGCACGCUGGGACAGUAGAGGCUACAACGCCUGAGAAGACUACUCCCACUGACGAUCACACUGCCGCCCACUUCACUCCAUCCCUGCCCGACCAGCACACGCCCGACGACACGAGGCCCACGACGCAGGAGGAGCCGCUCCCCGAGUACCCGGACCCCAACGAGAACGACGUCGACUCCCGGACGCCGACGCACGGAGCCGAAGAGAGGAACGAGUAUAAUGGGUACGAGCAUGAGGCGACGACGAAGUGGUAUCUGCCGAAGACGACGGAUCCGGGGAGGAUUGUGACGCCCGAGUCGGAGUUCUUUGCCACUAUUGUUGGCAUAGUGGCAUCCGUGCUGAUAGCAAUCAUCCUAAUAGUGAUAAUAGUAUUGAAAUACAUCGUGUAUCCACUGGACCCGUCGUACAAGGUCACUGAGGAUAAGAGCUACCAGCAAGGAGCCAGCGCUGCGUUGCUAGGCAACCAGGCUCACUCGAGUUACCAGAGCGGAGCGAGCGCCCCCCUGGGCGGCGCCGCUCGGAACCUGCAGCCGCUGCCGCUGCACAGGAACGGCGCGCCGCUCGCCCCGCUGCCCCCGCAGCCCGUCAAGCGGGACGGCAUCAAGGAGUGGUACGUCUAGACGUCCAGGGCCGGAGCCGGGCGUGCGGUGUCAGUGUUCAAUGAAUGCGAACAUGAGACUCCCCUAGCGUCUUUUGAGCGUCGGAUUCUAGUCCGUGCUAUGGAAAAUGGUGUUGCUGCGCAGUUGCGCCAACAUUGCGUCGAGCUGUAGCCAUAUAGUGGACUAGUCGCCGACGCUCGGGAAACGGGGUCUUAAAUGCGAGAGGUCACGAAACGCACGCGCUAAUCGUGGACGCCAAACGCUACUUUUGUUUUUACUAAUGUACGGUGGUCGGCGUCAGCGUUGGGUGUACGUUUCGUGGCCAAGACGCAUGCCGCUCAAAACACUUGAAAGCUUGUUAGUUGACGCAAACACACGCCGAACGCCCCACCGAACGCCGAUGGACCCAACCGAAAGCGUACUUUGAGCGAGACUUUAUUCGAAGCGACUCUAAAAUGUGAGGAAGGGGGUAAUGUUAAAACUAAUGUUUUUGAUUAAUUCUCAAUAGUCUGGUAAACUAAUUUGUAUAAAAAACAUCGCGAAAUAUAAAAACUAUGGAAUUCAGGCCCAGUGAGCACUUUUCAAAUCUGCCGCCUUUAUUACUGAUGAAAUUGAUUUGCCAGAUUAAAAACGAUAAUUAACAUUUUUUUAUUGACCUUGUGUCUUUUAUGUUUAAAUCUAAACUGCACAAAACCAAAGAGUUAUCAAUAUUCAUUAUGUAUUGCAAUAAACAUACGAAUAUAUCGUUAUGUUAUAAAGAAAGAAAGAUUUACGUCUCCUGGAGAUAAUAACUAAAGACAGAAAACCUAUCAUAUAUAUUGGACGUCUUAGUUUCAUUGUUUCUGCUCUUGACUCAAAUUUUAGAAUUGCUUAGAAUUCCACCGACCACCAUUGUGUUUGUGAUAUGCUCUGGACAUAUCAAAUAUCGUAGACUAGAGGUAUGAAUGUACUCGUAUCACGAAUCCCGUAGUUGCUUCGAUCCUCAACCUCGCAGGGAACGUUCAUGAAAGGAAACAAGAUAAUGAAUAUAAUGAUAAUGAAUAAGUUGCUUUAAUGCAUAAGAAGAUAUACUAAGAUGAAGUACUGACUGAUACGCAAGUGUUUAGUAUUGUAAAUAUUAAUUACUGUAAUGUUUAGUCACUUGUGCGAUCUAAUGUGCAAUUUUUAAGAUCAAUAUGUGAAAGUUAAGUCUAGUUUAAAAUGGAAUUGCAUUUACAAGGUUGACGUUGGUGUUUUGUUUAAGUUUUGUAGUGUUUCUGUUAUACUGUUAUUUGUUACUACUUCAAUUUUUUUGUACUCUUAGCUUAUCUAUAUACUGUUUUCGUGAAAUAACUUUUCUAUCAAAAUUGCCUUCAGUAAUAUUAAUUACAUCUAAGGAUAAAGUAAAUCGCUUGAAUGACAAAACAUCAAAACCAAAUUGUUAUUUUAAUACAAUCGUAAAGAUAGUGCACGUUAAGUAGGGGAGCAUAAUUUGUUUAAUGUUGACGAUUAAGAACUAUGCUACAUUAAAAAAGAGCUAUUUUAGUAGCUUAAAAUCAGUGUAUCUUAUAAGCAUCAUACUUAUAUGAGCAAUAAAGGUGGAAUUAGACAUUAUUAUGCUGCUCUUUGAAUUCAAGCGAAAUCAAUAUAACGAUAACUUUGGCUGCCAUCAUGAAAAAGAAGCAUAUCGAUCAAAUGAAGACUACCGUACUUUAAAAUUUCAAUAUCUCUUUCCUAUAUUAUUAGAUCUUGUACACUUUUAUUAAUAGGUGAGACGCGGCGUUAGAAGAUUAGAGAAGGAAUCAUAAUCACUCAAGUUUAAGGUCGAAACUCGCUUGAUAGACGCUCCGAAGGGUGUUGUAAUAUACGUAGAACGCGUAAAGAUAACAAUCGAGUAUGAGCUUGUAGAUUUGAUAUGGAAAGUAGAAAGACAUCUUCUGUUUCACAUUGCCAAUUUCUUUUAAUUGCUCAACCUGCAACUGUCCCCUUAGACUAAUAGGCCUAAUUAAAAAAUGAUAGAGAAAUUUACAACACGUUGCAAAUGUUCGGUUUGGAUUUAUUAAAAGCUUUAAAUAUAAUAAUAUAAAUGAAAGUUGCGAGUGACUUUCAAAUAUGUAUAAUUAUAUAACUUGCCAUUACACAAGGCGCUUCUAUAAUAUUUCUCUUGCAGUUUCAAAACUCAGUGCAUGUUUCAAAGAUUGUUAGUGAGUAUCUCAGGUGGCGUGCCACAAGGAGCUAUCUUCGGUCCUCUAGAAAUCUAUUAUAUUGCAUGCAGUUUCCUCUUCAAGUCGUUAUAAAAAAAAUUGCUUAUAUUUUUACAACUAGAGUGUACAUCCACCGUCCCAUUUCCUCUUUCCGAUUAUAUAAAAAAAAACUUGAAUUAGCUUUAAAUUAAGACGAAAAACAUAUUUAUAUAGAUUGUUAUGAAGCACAGGUUCUAGGUCUUUGAAAUUGCAUUUAUUGUAAAUAGUUAAUGAUUAUGAUAUUGUAAUUAAUGAAUUUAAGCGGUACUGUACGGUAUGAUUAUCACACUCGUUUUACGGCACAAAAUGUUAGUAACAACAAUUUGUUUGUCUGUCAAUUUUAGUGUAAAAUUUAAAGGUUAAUAUGGUUGAUGAUUUGUACCGGGAUAUUAAGGAUUAUUGAUGCAAUUUUCUUAUAAGACACGACAUGUUAUAUUAGCUUUGUAUUUAUCAGAAUUAAUUGAAGUGCCUCAAUACUUAACCGUUAUUGAAGCUCGUCAUCAGCAUUUUUAUUAACAGCUCUAUUUACCUCUUUGUUGGCAUUUUAAUAAAUACGCAUUUUAGUGUAAGUAACUUUAUUUCUAUUUAUAAGAAUAGUUUUUAUAACCUCGACCGUGACUGUGUUUUAAGAAAAUUGCUGUGUUUUUAUUAUGUUUGUUAUUCACCUCAAGUUGUUGUAACUCGACUUUGGUCGGACCAAGUUUUGUUUUAAAUGUACAAGUGACAGAAUUUGAAAUAAUACCAUGUAAAUUACAUAA